UGUAUCUAACCCAUAUGUAGCCUACACAAACAAAUGAGCGUCACGUCAUUGACCCAGUAACAGAACCUAAUAGCCUACAAGCAGGUUCUUUGAUUUGAUGUUAGUAAUUACCUUUUAAAUGUAUAAUGCAGAAAUCUCAUUUGAAAACGUGUAUGUGUUGCCAUAUGUAAAGUACACUUUGUAAAGAAAUAAUGUUUAAUACAUUGAAUUAAAUUCCGACUCUUAUUUUGACAAUAUUCUGAAUGACGGCCAUAUUGGAAUUUUCAUACAGUCCCAGGAUCCACGCAGCUCUGAUUACAGGCUGUUUCGGAUCUUGGCAUCUUUGGUCCGUUAGGAACAUGGAUCUCGCACCACCGUUGAGCUCUGGCUGUAACGUGACGGAAGCACUCUGGGGCGAUCUGGGACUGCUGGUGAAAGAAGAAGACAUGAAAGAGGAGGAAUAUGGUCAUAUGGUUGCAUGUCCAGAUGUAGAAGAAGAAAAGCCCUUUGCAGAGCUUCACUGUAAAACUGAAACAGACGUCACAGACUCUAACUAUGAAUCACUACAGACAACAGUGAAGAUUGAAGUGAAGAUAGAAGAGGAUGAGCACGAUUAUCUGCUGAAAAAGCCUAUGUGUCGCCGUCACAGUAGUGUUGCAAACGGCCGAGACCUGGGAGAGGCGCCCGGGCCAAGCGGAGCAAGUAGCACGCGGUGCUCCGCAGACAGCUCCGACUCCGAUAACGAAUUCAGCGAACCUGACCCGGAUUCUUCAGAUGAGUGGUUGCCGUCUGGAUCAGCUGAGUACAGCAGAGCCUCAUCCCCAUACGUGGCUCCAGAAACACACGAGGGAGGUCGUGCAUCAAGCGGGGAUGACUGGCAUCAAGCCGGCUGGCAACCAAACAAUUUCCCCUUCACCGCCACCCCUGGACCCCGCAAGGCUGCUGCGGAGCUGGAUAGCGACCUGCCAGCUGACUUCCUGGAGCUCUUCCUGACUGACGAGCUGCUCAGGCACAUUGUGGAUCAGACCAACCUGUAUGCAAGUCAGUAUUUUGAAGCACGACGCCCUGGCAAUCUCCCGUAUAGCCGAGUUAACGCAUGGAAACCAGUGUCAGUCCCAGAACUGAAAACUUUCUUUGGACUCAGUUUUCUCACCGGUUAUAUCAAAAAGCCAAGCCUUGAACUGUACUGGAGUGUGGAUGAGGUAGAUGCCACACCCCAUUUCAGCAAGACCAUGUCAAGGAACAGAUUUCAGAUUAUAUGGAGUUUCCUUCAUUACAACAAUAACGCAUUACAGGAUGAGACUGACAAAAUGUACAAAGUCCGCCCAGUGUUAGAUUACAUUGUGGAAAAGUUCAAGGAGAUGUAUCAAUCAGGGCAAAACAUUUGCAUUGAUGAGGGUAUGAUGCAGUGGCGGGGGCGCCUAUCUUUCAAGGUGUACAACCCUCAAAAGGUGAAAUAUGGAAUCAAGUCCUACAUACUGUGUGACUCUGCCACAGGGUACUGCUUCAAUAUGCGUCCUUACAUCGGGGAAGAUAGCACUGUGUCAGAGAUCGUGUUCUCUCUCCUUGAUCGUCUCCCAGGUCAUGGUUAUACAUUGUUUAUGGAUCAUUUCUACAAUUCUGUAGCACUGUGUGAACGUUUGCUGGGAGCGCAAACCAACGUCUGUGGAACACUGAGGAAAGACAGAGGGGAGCCUCAGCUCAUCGGCGAGCUGACAAAGACUGACUUGCGGAUGAGGGAAAAAGUUGUGCGGCACAACGAGAGGGUGAUGGUGGUGGCGUGGCAGGAUAAACGGUUGGUGAAGAUGGUGACUACGUGCCACCAAGACAGGAUGCAGAAGGUCAACGUGUGGCAGAGGGGACGCAAAGUUUCUCAGUACAAACCAGAGUGUAUCGUUGCGUAUAACUCCUCCAUGAACGGGGUGGACAAGCUGGACCAAAAUAUCGCAUACUAUCCCUUCGUCCGACGGUCGCUGAACUGGGCCAAUAAGUUCGUAGCCUAUCUCUUCCAACUGUGCAUGUUUAACGCCUACGUCCUCUACCAAGCCAGAAACCCAGGGGAGUGUAAAACCCUUUUGGAGUUCAUUCGGAGGGUCGUGAAGUCGGAGGAAGGACGACGUACUCCGAGAGCGCCGUACAACACUGACCCGGACAGCAGGCUAGACGGAGAGCUAAGCAGACACAAACUCGAGCGCCUGAUGCCCACCAGCAAGAAGGGGAGGCCGUCGAGGAGGUGCAGGGUCUGUGCACGCAAGGGCCGCCGCAGCGAGACCAAGAUGUGCUGCAAGUCCUGUGGUGUCCCCUUGCACGCAGGAGAGUGUUUCACAGCUUACCACACUAAGCUGAACUAUUCUGUGUAGUGGUGGUAACACACACACACACACACAUAUACAUACACACACACACACAUAUACACACACACCACACAUAUACACACACAUACACACACACACACACACACAAAUAUA
Alosa sapidissima (American shad) is the source of this 2447-nucleotide messenger RNA. Its product is annotated as piggyBac transposable element-derived protein 4-like. Lineage: Eukaryota; Metazoa; Chordata; Actinopteri; Clupeiformes; Clupeidae. The record is from RefSeq and is a predicted model, not a curated record. The coding region runs from base 243 to 2339 and encodes 698 amino acids. The transcript has 5 exons.